Messenger RNA from Dioscorea cayenensis subsp. rotundata (Guinea yam), 1617 nucleotides. RefSeq names its product protein DJ-1 homolog C. Gene Ontology annotation, biological process: guanine deglycation, glyoxal removal; protein deglycation, glyoxal removal. Gene Ontology annotation, molecular function: protein deglycase activity. Bases 46 to 1356 code for a protein of 436 amino acids. The transcript is spliced from 8 exons. Gene Ontology annotation, cellular component: cytosol; nucleus. The record is from RefSeq and is a predicted model, not a curated record. Lineage: Eukaryota; Viridiplantae; Streptophyta; Magnoliopsida; Dioscoreales; Dioscoreaceae.
UUUCUCCACGAGCUCGUUCACUGAGACUGAGAGAGCAAUCGAGUUAUGGCCGCCAUGGCGCUCCGGCCUUGCCCCGUUCUCCCUGCGCGGCUGCGCACCCGAACUCCAGCUCCCUUGUGCGCGGUGGCGAAGCAAAAGGGCGCCACUCUUGCGCCUGUCUCCAUCCCAUCAUCCUCCGCUCUUCCGAAGAAGAAGGUUUUGGUGCCUGUAGGACUGGGGAGUGAGGAGAUGGAGGCGGUUAUUCUGGUUGACGUCCUCCGCCGUGCCGGUGCUGAUGUUGUCAUGGCCUCCGUCGAGCCUGAGCUCGAGAUUAUGGCCUCUUCUGGAACCAGGCUAGUAGCGGAUACUCUCAUUUCGGAUUGUGCCGAUGAGGUGUUCGAUCUUGUGGCUCUUCCGGGAGGAAUGCCAGGCUCUGCACGAUUAAGGGAUAGUGAAAUUCUUCGACAGAUCACAGUUAAACAAGCUGAGAAAAAAAGAUUAUAUGGUGCCAUAUGUGCUGCUCCUGCUGUUGCUCUUGGACCUUGGGGUCUUCUCAAGAGAAAGCAUGUAACUGGUCAUCCUGCCUUCAAGGACAAGCUUCCAACUUUUCGCUCAGUUGAUUCAAACAUCCAAGUAUCUGGAGAGCUAACAACAAGCCGUGGUCCUGGGACUGCCUUUGAAUUUGCUUUGUCAUUUGUUCAACAAUUGUUUGGUGAUAAUGUGGCAGCAGAGGUUGGAGGAAUUCUGCUCAUGAAAAAUGAUGGUGGCCACCAUAAGAAGAAAGAAUUCAAUCAAAUCGAUUGGUCUUUUGAUCAGAUCCCUCAUGUUCUUAUUCCAAUUGCAAAUGGCUCAGAAGAGAUGGAAGUAGUAAUGUUGGUUGACAUACUAAGGCGGGCUAAGGUGUAUGUUGUAAUUGCUUCCAUUGAGAAGUCUAAACAAAUUGUAGCAUCUCAAAGUACAAAGAUUGUCGCAGACAAGUCUAUAGCUGAUGCUUCUGGCACAACUUAUGAUCUGAUUAUUCUUCCGGGAGGAGUUACUGGUUCUGAGAGACUUCAGAAGUCCAGAAUCCUAAAGAAGUUGCUAAAAGAACAAAAGCUAGCAGGAAGGAUAUAUGGCGGGAUUUGUUCAUCCCCUUUUGUCCUGCAAAAGCAAGGUCUUCUUAAGGAUAAAAUAGCCACCGCACAUCCUACCACCAUUUCCAAGCUCACUGGCCAAGUUGAUGAUGAAACUGAUGUCAUCAUCGACGGGAAUCUCAUUACCGGCAGAGGCCUUGUAACCGUGAUUGACUUUGCACUGGCUAUCAUCAACAAGUUAUUCGGCCUUUCUCGUACCAGAAGUGUGGCAGAAGGACUUGUUUUUGAUUACCCGAAAAACUAGUAUUGAAGUUGAUAGGUAACUCAGCUAACAUAUACACUGAGACUAAGAUUACCAUGUUAAUGCCCCACCAACAUCAUCAUAUGAAAGAUCACUUGAGAAGCAUUCCAGGUUUGCUAUUUUCCUGGAAAGAAUUUAUGUAGAGUUCUUAAUUUUAGAUUUUGUUCCAAAAAAAUAAAAAUCUUAUUUUUCACAGUAAUAAAGUCGCAUUCACUUCAAUAUGUGAUCAUCCAAUAGAGAGUAGUAGUUAAUAAAUGCAGCUUC